Messenger RNA from Penicillium antarcticum, 1779 nucleotides. RefSeq names its product glutamate--tRNA ligase MSE1. Gene Ontology annotation, molecular function: glutamate-tRNA ligase activity; tRNA binding; ATP binding. NCBI's taxonomy places the organism in Eukaryota, Fungi, Ascomycota, Eurotiomycetes, Eurotiales, Aspergillaceae. Gene Ontology annotation, biological process: glutamyl-tRNA aminoacylation. The transcript is spliced from 7 exons. Bases 1 to 1779 code for a protein of 592 amino acids. The record is from RefSeq and is a predicted model, not a curated record.
AUGAGGCCUCCUAGUGGCCUGUUGGCUCGUCGGUACACUUGUAUUCAAUGCAGAAACUGUUCUACUUCUACUCCAGCCCGCAACGUGAAGAGCAAAUUACCGAACGGACCUGCGCGCACGCGUUUCGCUCCCUCUCCUACCGGAUACCUUCACCUUGGAUCUUUACGGACUGCGCUUUUCAACUAUCUGCUUGCCAAGCGCACUGGUGGUCAAUUUCUUCUGCGCAUUGAGGAUACCGACCAGAAACGGACGAUUCCUGGAGCAGAGCAACGGCUAUAUGACGAUCUACACUGGGCUGGGUUGAAUUGGGAUGAAGGUCCUAUCGUUGGCGGUCCUUAUGGUCCCUAUAAGCAGUCCGAACGAACAGCCUUAUACCGCUCCCACGCCAACGACCUUAUUACGAACGGCCAUGCCUACCGGUGUUUCUGCCCUGCAGAACGUCUAGAUUCAAUCGCCCGCCACCGCAGCUCAGCCGGUCUUCCUCCUGGAUAUGACCGCAAAUGUGUGGACAUCUCAGCUGAGGAAUCAGAAGAUCGCGCAGCGAAUGGCGAGUCGCAUAUUGUGCGAUUAAAAAUGGAAGGAUACCCCAUAUUCAAUGAUCUAGUCUAUGGCAAGACAGGUCAGAACCGGCCCAACAACAAGAAGCUGGACUUUAUCGAUCGUGUUUAUGAUGACCCGGUUAUGAUCAAAUCGGAUGGUCAUCCCACGUAUCACUUGGCCAAUGUGGUGGAUGAUCACCUUAUGAAGAUUACCCAUGUUAUCCGAGGAACGGAAUGGAUGCCCUCUACUCCCAUGCAUAUGGCUCUAUACAAUGCCUUCAAGUGGACUCCCCCGCAGUUCGGUCAUGUCCCUCUACUUGUCGAGAAGAGCGGACAAAAGCUCAGCAAGCGAAAUGCGGAUAUUGACCUCUCAUCAUUCAAGGACAAGCAGGGCGUAUUUGCAGCCAGCUUGGUGAACUUUGCUUCCCUUUUAGGCUGGUCUCACUCCCAGAAGUCUGAUGUCUUUGACUUGAAGGAGUUGGAGCAGAUCUUUAACCUGAAAAUCACCCGGGGCAACACUGUUGUCGCUUUUGAAAAGCUCUGGUUCCUUCAAAAGGCCCAUGCCCAACGCUUCGCUGCAAGUGGUGGUCCUGAGUUUGACGAAAUGGUGAGCAGGGUAAGCUCUGUGGUAGAAACAAACCACCCUCGCGACAAUCUCUCCACAAUCCUCAAGGGCCGCACCCUCUCCGAAUACAUUGCGCCACUCAUCCGCGCCGAUGCAAAGUCCUACACGGACGCCGAGGAGUUCAUCCAACGUAACUCAACUUUCUUCACUCCCAAGCUCAACCGAGCCACCUACGCUCCAACCCCAUCAUCAUCCCCAUCCCCCCAGGUCCCAAUGCAAGCCCUCCACACAGCAGCAGCAGCCCUGACCCUCGUCCCACCCUCCCACUGGAACAUUGAAACCCACCGCUUCAACAUAACCUCCUAUGACGGCUCAGACAGCGUUGUCCUCCCGGAAGUUGAUCUAAGCGACACCAAUGCACCAGUCCCAGUUUCAAAAGAUAAAGUCUUCAAGAAAGAAUUGUACCACUACCUCCGUUGGGCGUUGUCUGCUUCAGCUCCUGGCCCGGGUAUUCCUGAGACCAUGGCUAUCCUUGGGAGAGAAGAGACUGUGCGUCGGAUUCAGGAUGCCAAGGCUUCCACGCAGUCUCUUGUUUCUUCUGUUGGGAGGAGGGUCCCUAAGGGGACAUUGCCAGAGGAUAAGUCUUGGAUGGGGACUCUUGCGUCUGGAAGAUGA